AUGGUCGUAACCACACCACGGCACGGCCCCGCUGCCCUUGUCGAUCGCAACCGUGAGGAGGAGAGCGAGACGGGCUGCCGCGGCUGUCGCAAGAUUCGAGACGAUGAAGUCUACAACCACGAGAAACUCAAGGCGACCAGCAAUGGCGCUGCCAACGGCGUGGCCCGCCAGGAAGCCGGCUCAGCGACCGCCUGGAUGCGGGCCAUGACUCUCAUUGUGCAGAGGCUCGAGUUGCCAGUGCAAGUGGGGAAGGUCCCUGAAAAUGCACUGCUUGACACGCCCCUGAAGCACGUGGCAGCUGAGCUUGAUGGACACCAGAAAGUUCAAGGCGCAAUUGAGCCGCCCCUCCACAGUCAAAGGCGUGCUUUCUCCCUAUGCGUCCAUUCCCGUGGCACAUGCAUUGAGUUGAACUCCACGUCGCGCCCCUGCAAGCAUCUCCAGUCGCCAUGA
Molecule: messenger RNA, 450 nt
Organism: Gaeumannomyces tritici R3-111a-1
Lineage: Eukaryota; Fungi; Ascomycota; Sordariomycetes; Magnaporthales; Magnaporthaceae
Exons: 2
Coding region: 1-450 (149 amino acids)
Source: RefSeq, a predicted model, not a curated record